AUGGGCCGAUCCGACACGGCGUCGGUCCGUGCGAGCGUGGACAAAGCCGAGAACCUGCACGCCGAACAGCUCGAGAUGCCCGACCCCGUGAAGCCGGGCCAUGUCGACGAGGAGCUCGAGGAGGCUCUGCGCAACUAUGUGCCCGGCUCCGCUGAGGAGAAGAAGCUCUUGCGCAAGAUCGACUUGCGCUUGAUGCCUAUUCUUUGGAUCAUGUACAUUCUCAACUACGUCGAUCGCACCAAUAUCGGAAAUGCCAAGAUCGCCGGCAUGGAAGACGACCUGAACCUCGAUGACCAGAAGUACGCUUGGGUCUUGUCCAUCUUCUUCUUCGGCUACCUCCUUUGCGAGGUUCCCUCCAACAUGAUCCUCAGUCGGUCGCGGCCCUCGCUGUUUCUGCCCGGCAUCAUGAUUGUCUGGGGCGCCCUGAGCGCCGCCAUGUCCGCUGCCCAGACCUACGGAGCCAUGCUUGCCUUCCGCUUCGUUGUCGGAUGCAUCGAGUCGGGCUUCUUUCCUGGUGUCUUAUACCUGCUGAGCUGUUGGUAUACCAGCGGCGAGCUUGGCAAGCGCUUCACCAUCUUCUACACGGCCGCCACCCUCUCCGGCGCCGUCGGAGGUCUCAUCUCCGGCGGCAUCACCGACGGCCUGCACAACGCCCACGGCAUCUCGGGCUGGCGCUGGCUCUUCAUCGUCGAGGGCGUCUGCACCGUCGGCGUCGCCUUCUGCGCCAUGUUCAUCCUGCUCGACUACCCGGCCACGUCGCCCGCCCUCAGCCUCGAGGAGAAGCAGCUCGCCACCGUCCGCCUCAUCGCCGACACGCGCUCGCGCGAAGCCGAGACCAGCACCGCAGGCGCGAAGCUCACCCACAUGCAAGCCUUCACCGCCGCCGUCGUCGACUACCGCACGUGGUACUUUCUCGUCCUGCUCAUGCUCAACGUCGGCUCCGGCACCAUCUCGUACUUCAUCCCGACCCUGACCAAGACGCUCGGCUACGACGGCGUCACCGCCCAGUACAUGACGGUCCCCAUCUACGUCGUCGCCGCGCUCGUCGCCAACUGCGCCGCCGUCGCCGCCGACCGCGUGCAGCGCCGCAGCGGCGGCGCCAACGGCGCCCGCGCCCCCUUCGUCGCCGCUUUCCUCGCCCUCGGCUGCGCCUGCGCCGUCGUCUGCGCCGCCGUCACCCACCACGUCGUGCGCUACGUCAUGACGUGCUUCGUCGCCGCCGGCAUCUGGACCGCCCUGCCGCUGGCCCUCGCGUGGAUCUCAAACACGAUCAACGCCCCGCCCGAGAAGAGGGCCAUCGUCCUCGCGUUGGUGAAUGCGUGUGGCAAUCUGUCGAGCGUGUAUGGUAGCAGGAUCUGGCCGGAUAGGGACGCGCCGGAUUAUCGGAUGGGGUGGGGUGUCACGGCGGGUUUCCUGGGGGCGGCGACGGUCAUGGUGGUGAUCAGUCCGGUGGUGUUUAGGAUUCCGUUCAAGGAGUUGCGGGUGGCGAGGAGCGAGGAGAGUGGGGAAGCGAGGGUGGAGGACGCCGGGGAGGAAAGGUAG
Messenger RNA from Diplodia corticola, 1542 nucleotides. RefSeq names its product major facilitator superfamily transporter. Gene Ontology annotation, cellular component: membrane. Gene Ontology annotation, biological process: transmembrane transport. Lineage: Eukaryota; Fungi; Ascomycota; Dothideomycetes; Botryosphaeriales; Botryosphaeriaceae. The record is from RefSeq and is a predicted model, not a curated record. The transcript has 3 exons. Gene Ontology annotation, molecular function: transmembrane transporter activity. Bases 1 to 1542 code for a protein of 513 amino acids.